AUGGGUCGUUUUGCCCCAACGAUAUCGGCCCCCCUGGGACUCACGCGCUCCUUCCGAAGUAAUUUUCCACUACCCCUGCUACAAUCCUUCCCAAAUGCCCGACUCUACUCCCAAACUCAGAGCGACCAAGUGGCCGCGACCCGUUCCACGAUCGCGCAACUUUUGCGGCAGAUAGACUCCAAACACACAGCCCAACAGUACCUCUCCUACUUCAGCACCCCAACCUUUUCUGCGCGGCCCUUUGCCGUGAUCAAGGUGGGUGGUGCUAUCUUGACCGACCACCUUCCGUCUCUUGCAUCGGCCAUCGCUUUCCUCAGUCAUAUCGGUCUCUACCCCAUCCUGGUGCAUGGCGCAGGGCCGCAGCUCAACACGUCACUCUCGGCAGCGGGGGUCAAGCCAGAAUUCCACGAAGGAAUCCGAGUCACUGAUGGCCGUACCCUGGCACUGGCUCGCACCGCCCUUCUCGAAGAGAACUUCAAGCUUGCUCAAGAGCUCGAGAGUAUCGGCGUGUCGACCCGCCCGUUGACCUCGGGCGUUUUCCAAGCCGAAUACCUGGACGCAAGCAAGUACGGCCAUGUAGGCAGAAUCGUCCAGAUCGAAGACUCAUCCAUUCAGGCGGCUCUGCGUGCGUCUUGUGUCCCGGUGGUGACUUGCAUGGCGGAGACUUCUGAUGGGCAGGUCCUCAACGUGCACGCCGAUCUGGCAGCCAGUGCGCUGGCCCGGGCGCUUCGUCCGGAGAAGGUGGUAUACCUGUCGGAAACUGGCGGGUUAGUGAAUGGAAGGACAGGAAGAAAGAUGGACGUAAUCAGUUUGGAGUGGUUACGGGAGCAGGAAUGGACACGAUUGGGGAUGCGAUGGCGAGUCCGGAUGCGAGCGGUGCGCGAGAUGUUGGAGGGCGAAGACGGCGAAGAGGCGAGAGUGUCCAUUGUGCAUCCCAGAGGUCUGUUGAAAGAGGUCUUUGCAGGCGAAGGCCAGGGAGAGGGAACGGUUAUCCGGCGAGCGAGGAAUACGAGAAGGAUUGCUCCUGAUGGGGUGACGAUGGUGGGCCAGGUGAUGAUCCUCUUGGUAGUUACCCUGGUGGUGAUGCUCAUCCUUGACCUCGGCAAGCUGAAAUCCGGGUCAACGUCCGGUCAGCCCUAA
Aspergillus saccharolyticus JOP 1030-1 is the source of this 1140-nucleotide messenger RNA. RefSeq names its product acetylglutamate kinase. Gene Ontology annotation, biological process: L-arginine biosynthetic process. NCBI's taxonomy places the organism in Eukaryota, Fungi, Ascomycota, Eurotiomycetes, Eurotiales, Aspergillaceae. The transcript has 3 exons. The record is from RefSeq and is a predicted model, not a curated record. The coding region runs from base 1 to 1140 and encodes 379 amino acids. Gene Ontology annotation, cellular component: cytoplasm; mitochondrial matrix. Gene Ontology annotation, molecular function: N-acetyl-gamma-glutamyl-phosphate reductase (NADP+) activity; arginine binding; L-glutamate N-acetyltransferase activity, acting on acetyl-CoA as donor.